Molecule: messenger RNA, 3464 nt
Organism: Electrophorus electricus (electric eel)
Lineage: Eukaryota; Metazoa; Chordata; Actinopteri; Gymnotiformes; Gymnotidae
Gene: stk11
Product: serine/threonine kinase 11
Biological process (GO): establishment of cell polarity; protein phosphorylation; intracellular signal transduction
Cellular component (GO): cytoplasm
Molecular function (GO): protein kinase activator activity; protein serine/threonine kinase activity; ATP binding
Source: RefSeq, a predicted model, not a curated record
CUGCGGGGCGGACACAAAGCCGUAUAAACGGGUUUGAUGGUCUGUGUUCAUCCUCCGCCGUGUAGACUUGAACUCGGACUUGUGGCGCGACGUCGACGUUUAGCGGUGCGGUUUACCCAUUGAACCAAACGUGAAGGAUUUAACUUGGAAAAAAACCUCCUGGGUGUAUUUGUUAUGCUGUCUGACUAAUUUAGUGAAAGACAUUGAAGGUGUCUUGAGUUUCCCAAGAUGAGCACUGGUUGGGGUUUGUUUUGGUCAUAACGAGCAAAUCAUCUUGAAAGUGCGGUGUGCUAUACCAAAGAAGAGCUGCUGUUGGUCUGGACUGGUGAAGAUGUGUCCCAGUUGGUUACGUCUGAUGCGCUAGAGCAUAUCACCUUGUCCAGAAGGAGAAUACUGUGAAGUCUGGGUGAUCUUGGAGACUAAUUUACUUUGCACUGGAUGUGUUGUUGGAGAUGAAUAGGAGUCCAGUCAUACCAAAUGUAGGAUAGUACGAGCCUGCCUUCAUCAGGACAGAAUCUUUUAAUUACAAAAGGCCUGUGCUCUGUGAUUAAGAAAACUUUUCUUGUUUGAGUUUAGGAUUUUUUUGGGUUUUUUUUUUUGUUUUUUUUUUGUUUUUGUUUUUUUUGUUUUGUUUUUUUUUUGGGGGGGGGGGCUUGUUUUUGUUUUUUGUUUUAUUUUAUUUAUUUAUUUUUCUUCUUAUUUGCACUCAACAUCACUGGCUCCUUGCCCAGUCUGAACUCUGCUGUGGACUCCUGGUUGCCCCUUUGGCACUUUUGCUACUCAUGUUUACAUACCCCUUUGAUCUGAGCCCGUUUUCUUAGCAGUGCUGCCGACCUUGCCCAGGUAUGAUUAAUCUCUGAUACCUUUCUAGUGGGUGCCCCCCCCCCUCCCCCCUCCCCAGUCAAAACUGUGCCCCUGUUGCCCCGGGAUACAGACCCCACCCCACCCCACCACCCCCCAAGUAGCACCAGCAACCACCCCAGGGUUGUGUUGCAGCCAAGUGAAGGAGAGGGAGCGCGAGCAAGAGAGCAAAGGGGUCUGGAGGGAAGAUGAGUGUCGGGGAGCUUCAGCAUCUGGACUACCUGACCGAGAAUGAGCUUAUGGGCAUGGACAUUUUCAUCCACCGCAUCGACUCCACGGAGGUGAUCUACCAGCCACGACGCAAACGCGCCAAGCUGAUCGGGAAGUACCUGAUGGGGGACCUGCUGGGUGAGGGCUCCUAUGGCAAGGUGAAGGAGAUGCUGGACUCAGAGACUCUAUGCAGGAGAGCUGUGAAGAUCCUCAAGAAAAAGAAACUAAGGAGGAUCCCCAAUGGAGAAGCCAAUGUGAAAAAGGAAAUCCAGCUGCUGAGGAGACUACAGCAUAAAAAUGUGAUUCAGUUGGUGGACGUGUUGUACAAUGAAGAGAAGCAGAAAAUGUAUAUGGUAAUGGAGUACUGUGUGUGCGGCAUGCAGGAAAUGUUGGACAGUGUGCCAGAGAAAAGAUUCCCUGUGUUUCAAGCUCACGGGUACUUCUGCCAGCUCUUGGAUGGCCUUGAAUAUUUGCACAGCCAGGGGAUCGUUCACAAAGACAUUAAACCAGGGAAUCUGCUGCUGACCACAGAUGGAGCUCUGAAGAUCUCAGACCUGGGCGUAGCAGAGGCUCUCCACCCGUUUGCGGAGGACGACACAUGCCGGACGAGUCAGGGCUCGCCUGCGUUCCAGCCGCCGGAGAUCGCCAAUGGGCUUGACACGUUUUCAGGGUUUAAAGUGGACAUCUGGUCCGCGGGGGUUACGCUAUACAACAUAACUACAAGCCUGUACCCGUUCGAGGGCGAUAACAUCUAUAAGCUAUUCGAAAACAUCGGCAAGGGAGAUUACACUAUUCCGGAGGAGUGCGGUCCCUUGCUGUCUGAUCUGUUAAGAGGGAUGCUUGAAUACGAUCCUGUGAAGAGAUUCUCAAUACAGCAAAUUAGGCAGCACAAUUGGGUAAGGAAGAAACAUCCUGCCUCUGAGCUGCCUGUGCCCAUCCCCCCCAGCGCCGAGACCCGUGACAUCUGGCGCAGCAUGACCGUGGUGCCCUACCUGGAGGACCUCCACGGCUACGGCGAGGAAGAGGAUGACGAGCUGUUUGAUGGCGAGGACGAGAUCAUCUACACUCAGGACUUCACAGUGCCAGGGCAAGUGGGCAUGGAGGAAGAGGAUUUAGAAGAGGAAGAGGAGGAAGAGCGCGGUCCGGAGCAGAGCCGUGCCGCGCCAAAGCCGCAGCUGUGCGUGAACGGGACGGAGGCGGGCACUCUGAAGUCCAGGGCAGAGCGUCGCUCCAGCUCCUCCUCCAACCCCUCCCGCAAGGGCGUGUCCAGCUCCUCCUCCAACCCCUCCCGCAAGGGCGUGUCUGCAGCUAGCAAGAUCCGCAAACUCUCCACCUGCAAGCAGCAAUGACCUCAUCCCCUCUCCCUCUGCCUCCCGCACCUGCGUCUCGCUCUGUACAGGUUUGUUGUUUUUUGCUCUCUCCUGUUUUGGAUUUCCAGACAUGAACACGAACCACAGCUCCUGACAUACAUUUUGCCAUGGACUAUGAACCCUAACGGAAACGAUGCCAGGAAGCGUGGAUAUAUUAUUUUUUCCCCUGGAAAGGACUGACUGGGUUGGGAAUGCUGUGAGCAGGAGGGAACUCCUGUUUUUUGGUUUAGGUUUUUUUUUUUGUUUUUGUUUUUUUACCCCCCCAUUUUUAUCCUCUACUUUCUCUUCCUCUCAUGCACUGUGAGCCUAUCACUCCAUUUAUUCUUCUGCAUUCUCUCUCUCUCUCUCACCCCACCCUUUUGUCACAGAUCAUCACCUGAAGAGGCGGGGCUGGUUUUCUGCUCCUCCCCCUUGUGCCAGAAUGUUGUUGCCCCACAGAUCUGACAUUUAGUUUUAGCGGAUCUUUAAUUUUAUAGUAACUGCAGUUCAAGAUUCACAUUUGAGGUAUGUAAAAGAAUAAUGAACAAGACAUCAGUUACUAUAUUGGAGUUGCCUCUGGUGAGAAUGCUAAUGAUAAUUAUAUACCCAUAUGACAAAAAAAAUGCAUGUUGUGAAGAGCUUUGGGGGAAGGGGGGGGGGUUGAUCUGUGCAAGACAAACGCACCGACACCUGCUCUAGCAGGAUGUCUUGGGUCUUUUUUUUUUCCGUUAGCUUUGUUUUUCGUUAGUUUUCUUUUUUUUUUUUUCCCCAAUAAAUGUUUUUAAUUAUUAUUUAUAUAAAACACAUCCCAACCAAACCAAAGUUGGUGAUCCUGUGUGUUUGUUCACCUCUGGAAGAGGGAUUUCCAUUUCUGAGCUCGUCCCAGCGAGGGGUGACUGAUUAAACCGCAUCCCACGUUAGACGUGAACGCGGGCUGAAUUCUCUCCCCGUCCUUCGCUGUUCUCAGAACAGUAUGAGCCACAAGAAAAGACUCCAGAACUGCCCUUGUACGUGCUGUUUGUGCAUAAACGCUACCGGAGCAGG